GUUCAAGGGAUAAAGGGGCUAUCAUUGGUGAAGUUUUCGGAGGUGCAGCAUUUGCUUUUAUCCUUCUUGCAUUAUUUGCUUGGAUUAGACUACCAAAAACUACUAAGGCUUCCAUAGGAGACAUAAUUGAAGCAACCAAUUUGAAUGGUCUGGUUACUUACAACUAUAACGAGUUGGAGUAUGCAACUAAUAAUUUUAGGGAACAAAAUAAACUAGGAGAGGGUGGAUUUGGUGCUGUAUAUAAGGGAAAUUUGAAAAAUGGAAAAGUAGUUGCAAUCAAGAAAUUAAAUUUAUGCAGCUCAAAAAGGAUACAAGAAGAUUUUGAAAGUGAAGUGAAGCUUAUCAGUAAUGUUCAUCAUCGCAACCUUAUCCGACUUUUGGGAUGGUGUAUUAAAGACUAUGAUAGAAUCCUUGUUUAUGAGUACAUGGAGAACAACAGUCUUGACAAAUUCAUAUUCGGUAAUAUCCUAUCAAUUACAAUAUUUUAUACUAUUCAUUAAGUGUUUCCUAAUAUUCAU
Molecule: messenger RNA, 518 nt
Organism: Neltuma alba
Lineage: Eukaryota; Viridiplantae; Streptophyta; Magnoliopsida; Fabales; Fabaceae
Product: proline-rich receptor-like protein kinase PERK3
Exons: 3
Biological process (GO): protein phosphorylation
Molecular function (GO): protein kinase activity; ATP binding
Source: RefSeq, a predicted model, not a curated record